AUGGAACGAACUAAAUCUCGUUUCCCUGGGGCUGUCCCCAUUGUUCUUGGCUGCGCCUUAGGGUUUGCACGGGAUUGCACAGAGGUGGUGAUGGUGUGGAGCUGGAUAUGGAAGGCUGUAGCGGCGCGAUACACGGUUGAGAUGCCGUGGAUAUCUACGGCUGUGUGGAUCGCAUUCCUCGUGGCGGCGAGCUCGGUUAUACUGCCAGGGCAUGGCUUGGUGGAAGAGGCCGUGGCGCUCGAUCCGGUAAGCGACAGAGCUAAAUCCUUGCAUUUGAGUGAGAGUGCCCUCCAACAGUUCGACGGAUUCAUACUCUCGGAAAUCAAGGAGCAGCAUUGUCCUUGUCGAUCAAACAAGGAGCGCCUUCUCCAGUUCCAGGCCGCAUCUUCGAGAGCUGGGAGAAAAUCUCCAAGAGUGGAGGAUCUGGACGAGGCCAGACAGCUCCUCGCGCGGAGCAAAGAGCAGGGAGCCAAGCCGGAAUUUUCGUGCUACCACACGCUCCUGGAUGGAUGCUGCAAGUUUGGAUCUCCCGACGAGCUUCUCGCCGUGAUUAGUGAGAUGGACGAGUGUGGGGCUCCUCCGGAUGCUCGAGCUUACGCUUUUCUCAUCGCAAGCUACGCGAAGGCCAGUAUGCUCGACAAAGCGUCGGAGAUCUUCCAAACUCUCCGGAGAAAGAACGCUGGGAUUGAGAGCUCUGUGUACUCGAGCUUGGUUUGGCUCUACUGCCAGGCAGAUCGACCGAAGGAUGCCGAGGAGUUUCUUAAGGCGAUGGAGGAGGAUAGGAAAGACGAGGAUUGUAUCAGCUACAACGUUGUCAUCUCGGCGUACCAGAGAAUGGGCUGCUACUCCGACGCUACGAGGAUUUUCCAGGACAUGAAGAAAAAGAAGAAGAAAGAAACUCUCGGCCGGAGCACUUACAAGUUGAUACUCGACGUCUAUCUCAAGGCCAGCGAUCACGACUCUUUUGACAAGCUCUUCAAGGAAAUGCUGGGAUCUAAAGUCUCUGGAGAAGCCAGCACUCUGGAAGCCGCUGUGAAUCUCUACGCCUCCAGAGACAGCGUCAAGGAUGCGGAGUGGCUCUACGAGAAUUUGGCUCCCAGUGGAAGCCGCUUGACUGUUCUUGGAUACAACAAGCUCUUGGAGCUCUUCCUAGCGGCUGGCAACACAGCGAUGGUGGACAGGAUCUACCGGGAGAUGCCUAGAGUCGUCUCUCCGGAUCAAACCACCAGGCGCUUGGUGAUGACCGCGUUCUUGCGAGCGCAGAGCUUCCGCGGGGCCGUGGAGCUCCACGAAGAGAUCCUGAGAGAAAGCGGCGGCGUCCAACCUCUGCUGGAUCUGCAAAGCUUUGCGCUACUCGUCCGAGCUUACGUGAAGAUGGAGCGCUACUUUGAGGCCAUGAAGCUGGUGGUUCUCAUGCGAAAGGCAGGAAUGAAGGUGGACGAAGAGAUUUACGAGAAAGUGGUCACUGGGAUGGUCUCGGUCCAAGGACAAAGUUGAUCCAGGACGAAGGGUUAACUUGUUCUUCGGUUUGGGCAUUGGUUACCAAGAUCCGCUAUGCCUAAGUUGGGCAUAUUACCAGCCUCGAGAUUCUCCUAUCUAUGAAAAGGAAGUUUAGAGCUGCUCGUGAAUUCUAAAGUUAUCACUUUAGCUUAAUCCAUAUGCAUAGUUUGGACAUC
Selaginella moellendorffii is the source of this 1676-nucleotide messenger RNA. RefSeq names its product pentatricopeptide repeat-containing protein At5g02860. Lineage: Eukaryota; Viridiplantae; Streptophyta; Lycopodiopsida; Selaginellales; Selaginellaceae. Gene Ontology annotation, molecular function: protein binding. Bases 1 to 1497 code for a protein of 498 amino acids. The transcript is spliced from 4 exons. The record is from RefSeq and is a predicted model, not a curated record.